GUGACCUCUCUGAGUCCUGUGCCACCCGUUGAAGCAGACACCAGGGGGGAGGUGAAUCUGUUGGGAUUAGCCUCCACAGUCAUCUCACUGACCGAUGGCCACGGUCUGCAAACACCAGGGCACCAACAGUUAGUAGCGUUGUGUGACACAUACAAACACAGCACUGGCCCUUCAUCCGCUCACAAUGGCGUCCCUGGAGGAAGAGCUGACCUGCUCUGUGUGCCGAGACUUCUUCAGCCAAGCCCACCCCCUGCCCUGCGGUCACAGCUUCUGCCCCGCCUGCAUCCGUGAGGCCUGGAGCGGCCACGGCGAGGGCAGGAGUCGCUUUACCUGCCCCCAGUGUCAGGAGGAGCACGGAGAGGUGCUGUGUGACUGCUGCCCUCCCACGGCAGAGAAAGGAAAGCCACCGUUGGCUGUCAAGACCUGCCUGAGGUGCGAAGUGUCGCUGUGUGCCGAACACCUUCGACCCCAUCUGGAGAGGCCGGCGUUUAGCACCCACCUGCUGGUGGACCCGCUGGGGGACCUCUCCCAGCGAAAGUGCCCGACACACGCAGAGAUAUUGCGCUACUACUGUGCCGACGACGGGGUGUAUGUGUGUGGUGACUGUCUGCUGGACGGAGGCCACGCUGAGCAUAAAGUGAAGGCGCUGAGACAGGUGGAGGAGGAUCUGAAGGUCAUUCUCCAGACGCUGCUCAGCAAAGCAGAGGAGAAGCUGAAAGACGGAGAGCGAAUCCUCAAAGAGCACGAGAGUAUUGAUUCAACCAUGGCUGAUUCUCUGAAGCAGGAUAACACUCAGGUGGAGCGGCUGGGCUCAGACCUGCAGGUCCAGGUGAAGAGGCUGGUGGUCUCUCUGAGGGAGAUCACCAGGAGGGAGAGGCAGCAGGUCAUAGAGCGCGUGCACGAAGACUGCACCAAGGUGAGAGGCGACAUGAGCCAGGCGCUGAGCAUCCAGAACUACCUGGCCUCGCUGCUGGAAGAGACGGACCCCUUCCUGCUCAUCUGGGCCUUUCAAUCAGACGACACAAAGUUACUAGCCGACCUGAACAGCCCUCUCUUCAUCCCCGACACCGUCAGUCUGGACAGGAAACACAUCUUGGAGGACAUGGAGAGCAAGUAUCGAGAGUUUAUCACCGGCACCCUCCGCUGCCUCAGUGAACUCAAGAGGGAGCUCUUAACCAGUCCCCUAACCCUCGACACUAACACGGCCCAUCCUCUGCUGAGCAUCUCUGAUGACCUUCGCUCAGCGACGCGGGUUAAAAGCCGUCUGCCCUGUGCCGCUCACACCGAGCGUUUCGACCACUGGCCGCAGGUCCUCGCCACCCAGACCUUCACCUCUGGGACUCACUACUGGGAGGUGGAGGCUGAGGGAUUCUGGGAUAUUGGCGUCUGCUAUAGAAGCAUUGGACGGAAGGGGAAAGAGGGCAACGCCUUUGGGAACAACAAGGUAUCGUGGAGCUUGACACAGCAGCACGACCGGAAGCUGGCCGCCUGGCACAACCGCAGGAAGACCCGCCUCUCGUACCAAAUGACUGGCAACCGAGUUGGCGUCGCCGUGGACUACGGUGCCGGCACCAUCACAUUCUCUGAGGUGGGACCGUCUAACAACCUGACCCACCUCCACACCUUCUCCGCCACGUUCACUCAGCCGCUGAGCUUGGGCUUCGGACUCUACAAGGCUGAGCUCAACAGCCACAUCUCCAUCGUCAAAGUCUGAGGCGAGAAAAAAAUAAUAAUGCUGACAAGACAAAGCCAUGCCAAGACAAAGUGGUGUUGAUUUAUUUCGCCCACUUCUGGAGCUUUGAGCCUCUCUGAUGUUUCUCUCCCAUCAGAUCUCAGCCUGAGCUCAUCUUCUCCCUCAAUAAAGACACAAUACCACAUUUUCCUCACACCAUGAUCAGAUGAUAUCGACUUGGAAAUAGCAGAGAUAUUUGAGAAUGGAGCGUUCAAUGAGUGGAUCCUAGCGGGACAGCAAAUGAAGAGACUCCUUUGAAAAAGGACAAAAAUAGGUUUUGUUGAUAAAAAUUGAAGGAUUGUUAUGAGCUUUUCAUUCCGCAGUGAUCAAAACCGCAAACGUCUGGAGAUUUAAAGAUAUUAUAAUUGUGUUAAAGAAGGUAACUUUUGAUUUCAGAAAUAAUUUAGUCAGAGGUUUUUUGAAACUGAACACUAACUCAUCCCAUCCUCUCUUAAGGGUCUACCUCAGUUUGACUGAAAGCUACAUUUUGUGAAUACCAACAUUGUGUCUCUAGGUGUACCUCCAUCAGGCUGGUUUAUGUGUUCAUAUACCCUCAAAAAUAAUAUCCACACAGAGAGAUUGAUGCUAUAUCCUGUUAACCCAGUGUGAUGUCUUAUAAAAGAAGCUACCUAA
This is a messenger RNA of Sebastes umbrosus (honeycomb rockfish), 2365 nucleotides long. RefSeq names its product tripartite motif containing 110 (gene trim110). The coding region runs from base 185 to 1714 and encodes 509 amino acids. The transcript has 8 exons. The record is from RefSeq and is a predicted model, not a curated record. NCBI's taxonomy places the organism in Eukaryota, Metazoa, Chordata, Actinopteri, Perciformes, Sebastidae. Gene Ontology annotation, molecular function: zinc ion binding; protein binding.